GGCAUUUGGGUGUUCCUUGGGCUUGACUCGGGUUUCAACGUCGCCAAGAGAGACGAUUUUGGGCAGUAUGUCAUUGCCACGAUUUAGCUUUCCUCGAUAUCUACGUCUCAAAGAACGUGGUUGAUUUGAUGGGCACUAUCCUGCACGCGUUCCUCACAUCCCGAGAUUUCAACAGAUGUCAAUGCUUCGCCGUGGAGGCUGCGUUUGCUCGUUGGAACUUUACUCUUACCUUGCCCAUGACCUUCCGCCACGGGUCGUCCAGGAUAUUGAAUUGAUGUCACCUGAAGGCUGCCUUCUUUUGUUGAUGAGAAUAUCUCCGGCUCUAAAUCCAGGCUCUGACAUAUUCCUCAGCGACCAGAAGUCAGCUAUCCUAGAAAGACUCAUUGACAAGCCAUCCUGGAACCAGCUCAAACCCAUCAACACAGUUGAUUACCUCGAUGGGGAUGUCAGUAUUGAAGAUUUACUCGACUCCCGUCGUUAAUGGCACUGCCAAUCUCAAGGCGCUAUCCCGACCUCCGCACAGCCCUUUUAUUGUUCAAAGAAGUUCAAGCGAUGGUCACGAAUAUUCUGAGAUCUAGGAAUCGAAUUGAUCUUCAAGCAUUCGUCGACUUCUUGACAAAGCUCCUCGGCGACCCAGAUUUCAACGCAACCAGCGACAUCUUCGUCUUGGCAACAUUUUUCGUUAUGCGAGAGCUCGCACCCGAAGAGGUUUCUAUCGAAAUAACGGACCGGAAUGCGCUUUCCAAUGACGAAACGGAUCAGGCCGCUGCCUUUGCUGCUUUGCAGAGCUUUUCGCUCUUGGCUCUCGUUGCGAAAUUUAUUUCGAUGUAUCGCCUGGCCAGUUUGGAGGAUUUCAGUCAAAGAGCUACUACAAUUACUAUUCCAAACCUGAAUAUCAACCUCCAAUUUUCAAAGAGACUCAAGCUGCACUACCUUCUGCCUAUGCUAGAGGUCAAAUAG
Messenger RNA from Hyaloscypha bicolor E, 960 nucleotides. RefSeq lists its product as uncharacterized. The record is from RefSeq and is a predicted model, not a curated record. Bases 481 to 960 code for a protein of 159 amino acids. NCBI's taxonomy places the organism in Eukaryota, Fungi, Ascomycota, Leotiomycetes, Helotiales, Hyaloscyphaceae. The transcript has a single exon.